GCAGACAAGUUAAUACUUGACCAGGCGGCCGGACAUACUAUAAUUUUCUCAUGUUAAGUUAAUGGUGACAAGAUAAUCCAGAAGGGAGUACAGAACAGAAAGAGAUCGGCGGAAGGACGGGAGACGUGUCUCUGGCCUUCCGCGCAUCCCGGCCUCCGUAGCUAGAACGCGAUAAGCCGGGAGUUCCUCAGGCACAGAACAAACGCCGCCCCUGUCUCCUGGGUGUCGCGGUGGCGCCGCCCCUCCUAUAGCUUCCUCUUCAAGGCCGAUCUAAUCUGGAUUGGAGGGAGCGAAAUUAUAAAAAGCUCGCUCCUUUACGCUUUGGAUUUAUGCGAGAGAGAUGACCGGAGAUGAGAUCCGGGACCCAAUUGCAAACCCUAACCCUAACUCUAAUCCAGAUUCGAAUCCCGAAAGUAAUCGCCAGGCGGUGGAGCGGACGGCGGCGGGAGUCAAGAGGAAGAGGAAUCUUCCAGGAACCCCAGAUCCGGAGGCGGAGGUGAUCGCGCUGUCGCCGGAGGCGCUUCUAUCGUCGAGCACCUUCGUGUGCGAGGUCUGCGGGAAGGAGUUCCGGCGGGACCAGAACCUCCAGAUCCACCGGCGGGGGCACAACCUGCCGUGGAACUUCCCCCAGAAGAAGGCGGCGGCGGCGGUGGCGGCGGCGGCGGAGGGCGGGGGAAAGGAGGCGGCGCGGAAACGGGUGUACGUGUGCCCGGAGGAGACGUGCGUGUAUCACGACCCGGCUCGGGCGCUUGGGGACCUUACCGGGAUCAAGAAGCACUACAGCCGGAAGCACGGGGAGAAGAAGUGGAAGUGCGACAAGUGCUCGAAGAAAUACGCCGUCCGAACCGACUGGAAGGCUCACACUAGGAUCUGCGGCAACCGCGAAUAUGAGUGCCUCUGCGGCACCCUCUUCUCCAGGAAGGAUAGUUUUGUAGUUCACAGAGCGUCGUGCGAGGCGACGGCGGAGUCUCCGGCGGCGGCGACGGUCGAUCUUAGCUUCAGGGCGAACACCGUGAAUAACGAAUUGUUGUUUCCGAGCUUAUGGGGACAGAGCUCGUCGCAAUCUACGGGAGCGAGGGAGGAGCAGAGACAGGUGGAACAAGGACAUGAUCUGUCAUCUACGAACAAAUAGAUCCAAGGGCGUGCUAGAGUUUGAGGGAAAUCGGCAUCAUGUUGUAUCUGGAUGCAGAAUGUCUCCAGGCCUUUGUAUACUUCCACAACAUUUGUCAGCAUCUGAUGUGUCCUGAUUUUAGUUUGUACUCUUGUUGUUUGUAAUCAAAUGGCAAAAAUUGUGAUGAAUUGAACGCAGCUUAUCUCUAGCCUGCGAGCCUUAA
This is a messenger RNA of Elaeis guineensis (African oil palm), 1334 nucleotides long. RefSeq names its product zinc finger protein BALDIBIS. NCBI's taxonomy places the organism in Eukaryota, Viridiplantae, Streptophyta, Magnoliopsida, Arecales, Arecaceae. The record is from RefSeq and is a predicted model, not a curated record. Gene Ontology annotation, molecular function: DNA-binding transcription factor activity. Gene Ontology annotation, cellular component: nucleus.